AUGACAGCGGGAACGGUUGUGAUCACUGGCGGAAUCCUAGCGACAGUGAUCCUCCUCUGUAUCAUUGCCGUCCUGUGCUACUGUAGGCUUCAGUAUUACUGCUGCAAGAAGGGCACAGAUGACGAGGAUGCUGAGGAGGAAGAGGAAGAGGAGGAGCAUGACCUUUCCAUCCAUCCCCGAGCCCCCUCCUGCAACGCCUGCAGCUCCCAAGUCCUGGACGGCAGAGGCGGCCUGGCACCUCUCACCGGCGAGCCCUGCAGCCAGCCGUGUGGGGUGGCCAGCCAUUGUACCACUUGCUCCCCUUACCGCACCCCCUUUUACAUACGGACAGCUGACAUGGUGCCCAAUGGGGGCGGAGGCGAGAGGCUCUCCUUUGCCCCUACACACUACAAAGAGGGGGGGACCCCAUCCCUCAAGUUGGCAGCACCCCAGAGUUACCCGGUGACCUGGCCAAGUUCUGGGCAUGAGGCCUUCACUAAUCCAAGGGCUAUUAGUACAGAUGUAUAAUCCUUUCACCCUGAUCUGCACACGUUCAACACUGCUGCCCUAGCAGGAGCAAUGGAGUGGUGGGGGGGACCCUCCAAUAGCCCCCCUCCC
Messenger RNA from Apodemus sylvaticus (European woodmouse), 597 nucleotides. RefSeq names its product family with sequence similarity 163 member A (gene Fam163a). The transcript has 2 exons. The record is from RefSeq and is a predicted model, not a curated record. Lineage: Eukaryota; Metazoa; Chordata; Mammalia; Rodentia; Muridae. The coding region runs from base 1 to 507 and encodes 168 amino acids.